Molecule: messenger RNA, 2358 nt
Organism: Laccaria bicolor S238N-H82
Lineage: Eukaryota; Fungi; Basidiomycota; Agaricomycetes; Agaricales; Hydnangiaceae
Biological process (GO): establishment of spindle localization; cytoplasmic microtubule organization; mitotic cell cycle
Cellular component (GO): cytoplasmic dynein complex; cell cortex; cytoplasmic microtubule
Molecular function (GO): dynein intermediate chain binding; minus-end-directed microtubule motor activity; dynein light intermediate chain binding
Source: RefSeq, a predicted model, not a curated record
AUGUAUUUGCUCGCCCUCUUACCACCUGUCAUUGGUGCUUUGCCAUCAGAGUUGGACUCACUGCUCGAUGACGAGUUCGAUGAGCGUGUUGCUAGGUUUGCAGCUGAGUCUGGGGGGUGGUGUAUAUCGUUAAAAAACCAUGCAGAUGACAGAGGAACACUGACAUACACGUACCACCUCGCCCCACAUCUCACUUACCACCCAACGCACCUUCACUUCCUCAAUCUCUUUGAUGGUGACCAGACGCCGUAUGAGUCUUUACACGCCGUGGUAAGCUGCGGAGUUAAGCCAUGGUUCGAUGUGUUUGUAGGGACCAGGGGCAGGGAAAGACGCAGGAGGUGGGGGUGGAGGUGGAGAAGCAAGUUGGGCAUACCGAUGACGAAGAAAAAGUUUGCAGAGCUCGAGUUGGGUUUGUUGCAUUUACAACAAAACGUGGAGAUUCCAGAGGCAAGUUUGGUUGUUCAUCCUGUGAUUCAACGGGCUGUUGAGUUGGCUCAAUCGCAAGGUCAACGAUCGAACAUUUCCCACAUCCCAUCAAAGCUCCUCACAGACAGCACAUUUCUCAACUCUCUCCACCCGCACGUCAACACAUGGAUCAAAGCCAUCCAAGCAGUGACCAAGCUCACGAGAGACGUUUCCUCUGGUACGGCAUCGCAAGAGAUCAACUUCUGGUUGAGCCUCGAAAGGGCAUUGGAGGGGAUAGAGGUGCAGCUGAGGAGCGAGGAGGUGGGGAUGGUCAUGGAUGCACUGAGGAAUGCAAAGAGUGCACAAGUACACCAACUAAUGAAAGACUUUUCGCUCAACAACCUUCUCUUCUCCACAGACCUCGACAAAGUGCACGAAUCACUCACGCCCAUCUUCUCCCACCUACACAGAAAACUCAAGCUAUUUCCCUACCCAAUCCGUCGAAGCAAUCUCACGAGAUUUAUGAGGGAGGUAGCGAGGAAGAGGAGUGAGAAGUUUAUUCCGACAAAGGAUGUUCCGGCACAUGGGAAGCUUGUCGAAUGGGUGGGGUAUUUGAUGGAGCGGAGGAAGCAGCAUGAGCAGUUGGCUGUUAUGACGGGCCCGACGAGGGGGUUGGGGGUUGGCCUUGGAGGAGAAGGAGGUGUUGGAGGGGGUAUGGAUAUGGAGGAGGAGGUUAAGGAGGCUUAUGAGGUUGUCAAGCGGAUUGAUGUUUUGGAUGUUAGUGUUGAAGGCACCGAGAUAUGGGUAACGGCUAAACACGUACAACAAGCGUGUGUCUCGCGUCGAGAACCAGAUUAUUGCAAGGCUCAGGGAAUGUUUAGGGUUUUCUCGAAGUUUGAUGCACUUUUCAUUAGGCCAAAAAUUCGUGGUGCGAUACAGGAGUACCAGACACAACUUAUUGAUUCAGUAAAGGAGGACAUUAAGCACUUGCACGACAAGUUCAAAACUCAGUACCGCUUCUCCGAAGCCUACCACAUGGCUCAAAUGCGCAACCUACCCCCAAUAGCAGGAGCCAUCAUCUGGGCCCGCCAAAUUGAACCACAACUCCUUACAUAUAUGAAAGGCGUCGAAGACGUCCUCGGUAAAGGCUGGGAGCUCUAUGCAGAAGGUCAAAAACUCCAAUCUGAAUCCUCAGCAUUCCGCAAAAAACUAGACACCCGACCCGUAUUCGAUGCAUGGCUGCACGACAUCAACCGUAUGGGCGUUGGCGGGCGUUUAUUCGAGAUUGUCCGUUUGAGCCGAGGGGGGUUCCAGUUGGCGGUUAAUAUCGAUCCGCAGAUUAUUACCCUCUUUAAGGAGGUCAGGAAUUUGCUUUGGGCGGGCUUCCAGGUUCUGCAUGCGAUUACGAAUAUGGCGAAGGAUGCAAAGAGGGUUUAUCCGCUUGCUGUUAGUUUGAUGAAACUGACGUUGGAUUUGGUGGAGAAGAAUAGGCAAAUUGAGUGGUUGGUGGCGGAGUAUAGGAAUGAGUCGCAGAGGAUGAUUGGGAAAGGGAUGAACAUCCAUUGGGAUCACUUUGUAAACCAGUAUGAUACGACGCAAUUUGGACGCGAUAUGUGUCUAGACAAAACGAACAACGUGAUUGAUCUGUACAAGGACAUCCUCCGCGCAGUGGAAGACCUCUCAACGUGCUCGUAUACAUCUGAAGCGUUCUCAGAGUUGCUAGGCAAAGUGCAGGCUGCCAUUGACCGCUUGAACCUGGAAGGAUACGCGAACCUUGAACACUGGGUAGACAAGUGGAUUGAGGGGAUCCUUCGUCAGAGGCUAACACAUAUCAUUCAAGUGUGGUGUGCCGAGUUUGAUAGGGUCGAUGAUAGCGAUUCUCGGAGGGAUUUGCUGCUUGUUAGGGAUGUUGCAAGUAAGAGGAGAGGGGAUAAGCGGAUGAAGGAGGAGAAG